Molecule: messenger RNA, 1717 nt
Organism: Stereum hirsutum FP-91666 SS1
Lineage: Eukaryota; Fungi; Basidiomycota; Agaricomycetes; Russulales; Stereaceae
Exons: 3
Coding region: 126-1601 (491 amino acids)
Source: RefSeq, a predicted model, not a curated record
CCUUCAUCUUCGCCAGUCUCCUUCCCCAGUAAGGAGAGAGGGCUCUUAUUUGUGUGUUAUAAAUUGACAGAUUAUAUAUAUAUCAUAGUUCAUAAAAUAGGGACGCGGCGUAAUAUCCAGCUGCCAUGGUACUCAAGGCUGCGUACGCUCUCCUUGACGCGGUCCUACUUCCCAAGUACUACACCCAUGCCUUGAUUGCGGUGGCCGCCCUUGUGACGAUUUAUACCUAUGCGCAGGGCCGGAAGACGAACAGAGAACGAGAUCUACAUGCCAGGAUAAUUCUCAUAACCGGAGCCUUCACGCCGCUCGGGCUGACAUUAAUCGAUUCACUCGCUCGAAGGGGCGCACAUAUAAUCGCACUCACGCCGGAUGAUGUGGAGACAGGGCCAUCGAGCGUCAUGGUUCCUCUUCUCCGGAGUACGACGAACAACGAGAACAUCUACGCUGAACACUGCGACCUCAAUUCCGUCUCGUCUAUACGAGCAUUCUGCACCGGUUUCGUAAAAGGAGAAGAACAAAGAAUAGAUGCUAUCAUCUUUGCCCACGAGUACGCCACUAUCGGUUCCAUAUUCUCGAGAGGUUCCGCAGAGAAGGACAGGCAGAGACAGGCAGCUUCAUGUUCGACUUUCUUGCUUACCACACUAUUACUCCCUGCUCUCCUCGUCGCACCCGUCGAACGCGAUAUUCGUCUUAUCACCCUCAUCAACCCGUUCUACGCUGCCGCCGCCCCCCUCUUCUCAAACAAAUUCGCGCCAUCCCCUCCGAAUGCACCACCGUCAUCAGUCACCAAAUCGCUCUUCUUUACGGAGGGACAGCGUGCACUUCGAACGGCCGUCUUGAUGCGUCAUCUUCAACGCAUCCUUGAUGCAUUACCGACGAGCUCGCAGGUACCUCGUGCGGACACCAAUACACCUAUCGUGCCUGUUGUUAGCGACAAGGUACAGCGUUCGAAUAUUGUAGCGGUGACCGUUUCGCCCGGCAUGAGUCGGCACGACAUCGUCGCGCCUCUACUUGGAGCAGACCUAAGUCAGCGUCAUUCAGUCUCGUGGAGGGGCCUAGCUUUAUAUAUUCUAUUGAACCCGCUCUUCCGCAUCCUAGCGAAGAACUCGAACUCCACUCUCCAAAGUAUCCUACACGCUCUCUUCCUCCCUACACCCUUCAAAUUCCUCGAUGCGACCGCUGCCAACGAGGCCGAAUCGACCGGAGACGCCGAGAGGGACAGCGAAGUUCUCAAGCCGGGAGCUCUCUAUACCGAAUGCGCUGUCGUCAGAAUCAACGUACCCCCUCCGCCAACGCCUCCAGAGACCGACUCUGGCGAAGCCGCUCCUUCCGAGAAAGAUGAAAAGGAUAAGAAGAGUGGUGCGACUGGAUCUCAGAGGACGAAGACGAAAGAUGAUGAAGAAAUGGGCGGUGAAGCGUUGGGAACGCUUGUGUGGGAUGAGUACGAGAGUGAGUUAAAGGCAUGGGAAGAGGAGGAAGAUCGGAGAGUUAAGGAGGAGAAGGAAAAAGAAGCUAGAGAAGCAAAGGAGAGAGGUGUCCCCAGUAUCAAUGUCAGACCUUCGACUCCUCCGACAGUGGACGUGGACGCGGCGAGUAGUUGAGUGAGAAUGGGACGCUUAGAACUUCGGAACCAUGGACUAGUACAUACAGUACAUAAACUACUCUUAUUAUAAUCUUCAUGCGACAGCCAUGGAAAAUACCUACAUCCUAUGCCCUG